AUGUCUCGCUUCUCAUCUACUCUCGCAGAUGCACAUGCAGCACUACAAGCUGAAAAUCUGCCAAAAGCUCAGACACUCUUCCAAGAGCUUACAAGACAACCGAAAGCGACGACGGCGGACUGGUACAACCUCGGUGUCGUCCAGUGGAUGCAGCGAGACGCAAAAGGAGCGGUAGAGUCAUGGCAAGCGGCUCUCAAAGCGGAAGAAGCAGACAAGCAGACUCUCUCGUCAUGUCAUACCAAUCUUGCAAACUAUUUUCUGCUCGCAAAACAGGAUGCUGCCAAGGCCAGCAGUCAUCUCGCAGAGGCGGUCAAACUGACGCCGGAAGAUGGCGAGAUUCGUUACAACUAUGGACUCGUGCUCGAGAAGCAAGAUGAAUUGCAGCUUGCACUAGAAAACUACCUGCGAGCCGAGGAGGCCGGUGUGCUCAAGGAGGAUCCAAGCAAGAUGGAGACGCUGAUUCGCAAUGUCAGUGCAAAGCUUCUUGCUCGCAACAAGGAUAUUCCCGAAUCAGAGCAAGAAAUCGAAGCUCGGCGCAUGCUGGAUGAAGCGAAAGAAAAGGCCGAUGCGGGUGGCAUGGGUACGCAGGUGGAUUGGGGUAAGCAUGGCGACGGGCGCUAG
This is a messenger RNA of Protomyces lactucae-debilis, 621 nucleotides long. RefSeq lists its product as uncharacterized. The transcript has a single exon. The record is from RefSeq and is a predicted model, not a curated record. The coding region runs from base 1 to 621 and encodes 206 amino acids. Gene Ontology annotation, molecular function: protein binding. Lineage: Eukaryota; Fungi; Ascomycota; Taphrinomycetes; Taphrinales; Protomycetaceae.